This is a messenger RNA of Hemibagrus wyckioides, 4588 nucleotides long. It is a transcript of the gene pou2f2a, whose product is annotated as POU domain, class 2, transcription factor 2. The record is from RefSeq and is a predicted model, not a curated record. Gene Ontology annotation, molecular function: RNA polymerase II cis-regulatory region sequence-specific DNA binding; DNA-binding transcription factor activity, RNA polymerase II-specific. Bases 819 to 2843 code for a protein of 674 amino acids. Gene Ontology annotation, biological process: regulation of transcription by RNA polymerase II. Gene Ontology annotation, cellular component: nucleus. The transcript is spliced from 16 exons. NCBI's taxonomy places the organism in Eukaryota, Metazoa, Chordata, Actinopteri, Siluriformes, Bagridae.
GCGCGAGCUGGCGGCCUUCCCAAAAUUCGCCACACACACACACACACAGCGCGCACACACACACAGGAAUAUGCGCGCACUCCUAGAGAUAAACACACACACACAGACGGAUGACGGGAGAGUUAGCCACUUCCUCGUGAAUCGGUAUCGUGCUUCUUCUUCAGUUUGCUUGAGAGAGAGAGAGAGAGAGUGAGAGAGAGGGAUGUCCAGUUUUUGAUCGUUUGUGUUUUUAUUUUUGCUCCGUGAUGAUGGAGUGAGGGAUUGGACUUCACGUCAAAACAGAAUUAUUAGACAUUUUUAAGAUUUAGUGUCGUGCGCGUGCGCAGCAGAAAACCCAAACAGGUCAUGGCUUUAAGCAGCAGCUUUAUAGUUUGCAGUUUUUGCUGACUUCUACAACACACCGACACCGAUCUGUUUCUCUGCACACCUGUGCUGAGGGGUAGCGGCAGGGCAGCUCGCGCGAGACUACACCAAAUGUAAAAGUCCACCUAAACAGAAGUGUGUAAGGGUGCUCGCUACUUCACUCAUUACCUUCUGUAGCGUAAAUAACAAGCUGCUCGAUGCUGCCUAGUUGUCUGUGUGCUCGUCUUCAACUCAGCCCACACCAAAGCAAAACACCAGCGUGAGCGCACCGAUGUAACGAUGACACAAAGGCACAAUACCAAAAGUAAGAAGGCGUAAAAAAGCCGGCGCUCGCGCACAAAACUAGGUCGAUGUACCAAAAAAGUAACGCCGACAAAAGCAACCAAAGAAGAAGAGGAGGAGAAGGAAGAAGGACCGACGGAAGGAAGCUGUGAAGCCACGCGCAGCGGCGGAUCAUGUUCGUUCCCCUGCCGGUGCCGUUAGUGCUGCAGAGAGCUGCUCCCGACCUCUGGCGCCUUAAAGCUCCGCUGCCUCUGCGCUCCACACACGAUAUCAGGAUGAAUAAAGCAGUCGAUGAUGAGAAGAACGAAGUCGACUUUUCUGCAGACAGCACAGAUUCGAAGAAGAGCAGCCCCAAGCCUUGUGAUCAGACAAUGAAAACAUUCUGCCUCUCUCCAGCUCCAAGCCACACCAAGGUUAAAGCAGGAGACAUUCCUGAGCUCAGUCCCCAUGCUCCACCUCUUCCAGCUCAGCCUCCUCUACCACACACGCAGCUCAUGUUAGCGGGCAACCAGCUAGCAGGGCUGGCAGCUCUUCUCCCAGCACAGCAGCAGUUACUGCUUCAGCAGGCUCAGGCGCAGCUCCUGGCCGCUGCAGUGCAGCAGACCAAUGCAGCUCAUGCAGCUGCCGCAGCCAGUCAGCAACAGGCACAGCAGCAACAAGCAAAUCAGGGUCCAGCACAACUCCAGACGCAAACCAAAACAGAGCAGAGUCCAGUUCAUGCUCCGCCACCACUCGCCCUCUCACAGCCCAUCCAGCUCACUGCCCAGGAUAUCCAGCAGCUGUUACAGCUGCAGCAGCUGGUGUUGAUGCCGGGUCACCCUCUGCAGUCUCAGUUCCUCUUACCCCAGGCGCAAGCCCAGCAGAGCCAGCAGGGUCUGCUUUCUACACAAAAUCUGAUCCCACUACCUCAGCAAAGUCCCGGAUCUCUCCUGACCACGCCGUCCAGACUGGCCAUGCAAACACAGCGCCAUCAGGAGGCCAGGCCAUGCCCACUACAAAGGGAGAAGGGAAGGAACAGCAGCUUGACCCCAUCAGUAGCCACACCCAUGAGCUUGGCUGCAACUGUGACCUCACAAAGCGAGGAGCCCAGUGAUCUGGAGGAGCUGGAGCAGUUCGCUCGAACCUUCAAACAAAGGAGGAUUAAACUUGGCUUUACCCAGGGUGAUGUAGGAAUGGCCAUGGGUAAGCUGUAUGGCAAUGACUUCAGUCAGACCACCAUCUCACGCUUCGAGGCGCUCAACCUCAGCUUCAAAAACAUGUGCAAGCUCAAACCCCUGCUGGAGAAAUGGCUGAGUGAUGCAGAAACCAUGGCUAUAGACAACAUGCUGCCCAGUCCCAGCUCACUCUCUUCCCCAGUGCUGGGCUUUGAGGGGUUGCCUGGACGACGCAGGAAGAAACGCACCAGCAUCGAGGCCAAUGUCCGCGUUGCUCUGGAGCGAAACUUCAUCACGAACCAGAAGCCUACCUCGGAGGAGAUCCUUCUGAUGGCUGAGCAGCUCAACAUGGAAAAGGAAGUGAUCCGCGUGUGGUUCUGUAACCGCCGACAGAAAGAGAAACGCAUCAACCCCUCAAGCACCACCCCUCCCCUGCCCAGCCAGCCCCCUCCUGCCCCUCACAAACCCCCCUGCUACAGCUCACACAUGAUGUCCAAUCAGGGGCUAAUUCCAGCCACCACUUCGAGUCUGAAUGUGACAGCUGUUAGUCCUGCACCCUCUGCAGCCUGCCCUCCUCACCCUGUCGGCCAUGCGUCCGUAAGCUCCGCCCCCCUGGCAGUGACCUCGUCCCCUCUCAGCAGAGCUAGCCCCAGCCCCACUGGGAGCUCAGUGAUGGGUGUAAGCACAAGCCUGACCCCGGCUCUGAUCAGCAGCCAUCCUCUGGCCACAAUGCAAGCUCUGGCUGUAAGGGGUGGUCAGAUGUCCAUUUCAGCACUAGAGAGCGGCGGUCAAAUGUUCCUUGGUGGGGCUACAGCUCCAGGAGUGGGGCUAUGCUCCUCCCUCUUUCUUAACCGCCCCACCUUGUUGUCCAUGGCGACAGGCACCAGUACAGGAUUGGCUAACGCAGCACGUGCAUGUUCACCUUCCAGUGCCAGCCACAUGAGCCCAGACUCCUGCUCUGCUUCUCUGUGCUCGAGUCCUGCUUCGUACUGCUCCUUCAGUGAAGCCUCUCCACCACCUCUAGGAGGGGCAAUGGCUGAGUGACACCUGUAAGGGCCAAUGAAGGGGAGGAGUCAGAUUCAGCUGAGACAACUUGCCUUUUCAAGCGAAGCCAUCUUUCACCCCUCCAUUUUCCUCCUCCCACAAUACCAAAAAUAUCCUGAAGAAGGGAAGAAAGGGUGUGAUGACAGAGUGGACGAGCGAAGAAAUUUAUUGGUCAGUUCAUUUUAAGGGCAGAGUUGCAGUGCUUCUUUGUUGGCCAUAAAAAUAAUGUAAAAAAAGACACUACAAACAGCUGAGGCAGAAGAUAAGGACGAGAAGGUGGUGGAUAAAUGGAAGGAAGAUGAGAAGAUGACCACGGUCACUGGAUGGAAGGGAUGAGUUCAAACCAAAAUAGUAGCUUGAGAAAAAAAAAGACAAAAACAUGCCAAAAUAGCCGAAACCAAAACACCAAAAACUGAAACCAAAAAAAAAAAAAUCGGAGAGAAAAGCUUUACCUAAAGGACUUUUAAAGCCUGACUGUCCAGGAUCACAGGAUCAGAUCAUCAGCUCCACUCAUUUUACAGGUUUUUUUUUUUUUUUUUCAUUAUUUUAAAUUCUGCUUCAGGUACGAUUUUUUUUUCACAUUAUUUUUGUGUCGUUCUCAAUCUACCUCUAUCAUACGCUUGCUAGAGUAACUCUAUUUAAGAUAUUUGUCAUUAUUACAGAUCUCUUUUUCUCUGUAUUUGUACUGCUUUAACCUCAAACACUUUAGCAUUCUCUUUGUGUUAUGAUAACAAAUCAACUCAUUCUCUUCAUCUCUUGAUACCAAAGCAUUGUGUCUGUCCUUGUGGCAUUGGCAAGCAAGAGUUCAGACAAGACCUCAGAUUACGUCAGAAGAAAAAAAAAACAUCUAACAACUUAAAAAACAAAACAAAACUGAUGCUUCCCCAUGAAUCCUUUUGUGGCCCUUGAUAAAAAAAAUCAAGGAAACGAGAUAGAUCAAGAUGGAUGUGUGGGAAAAGAUCUCUGUAGGAAGAGAAAUUUUCUUUUCUUUUCUUUUCUUUCAACACAAAAGCAAACCAAAAAAAAACAAGUGAGCAAAACUAACAAAUGAGUGAACUGAAUAAAAACGAGGAACCACAAGAAGAAAAAAGAAAUAAACAAUUUUGAGGUGGUUGAAGAGGAUGUUUGGGGCAGCAGCUGAUCAGAAACUGUGAUAGACAGCUCAGUGGAGAAUGACCGCUCCAAGCUCCUCCUACCUCCUGUGUGACCUUGUUUUUUUUCACUCACAUUCCUGAGGAAUAUUUAUUGACCUCACUGAACUGAACUUAAAAGUACACAUACAUAUAUUUUGUUUUAUUGCCUUUUUCUUGCUUUCUAUGUCAAUGCUUGUCUCAUUCUUUCUAUUUUUGGGAUGAUUAGGAUAAUGUAUUGCCUAUUUUGAUAUGUUGUUUGUGGGGAGUUUAAGAUCUUACUGUGAAAAUGUAGCUUCCAAGUUAUUCCAUGAUCAAGAAUGUUGUGAGAAAAAAAUACCAAAUGAGCCAAAACUGUAAAAACCAAAUCCAAAAUCUUUUUUAAUACAUAAGUGAGCCAAAUAUCAGCCAAACCAAUGAAGAAUGGAUGGAGGGAUAGAGUCAACUACCUGCACUGGUGCUAGGAGAGAUUGGAGUGUGAGUGUGUGUGUGUGUGUGUGUGUAAACUUUUCUCCAGCAUAUAAACCAAACUGAAAUGAACCUACACACCAGAGAGCAGGGAGUAGCUACUGUACAUCAUCUCAGAAAAAUACAUAAAGAACACAAUGAUGAAUC